Aspergillus versicolor CBS 583.65 is the source of this 549-nucleotide messenger RNA. RefSeq lists its product as uncharacterized. The transcript is spliced from 3 exons. Lineage: Eukaryota; Fungi; Ascomycota; Eurotiomycetes; Eurotiales; Aspergillaceae. Bases 1 to 525 code for a protein of 174 amino acids. The record is from RefSeq and is a predicted model, not a curated record.
AUGCGUUCUCCCAUCGUCAACACCGUCCUCGCCCUAUCUGCCCUGGCGGCACUGGCUUCUGCUCACCCCACCGGCGACGCAGCAAACACCAAAAUCCUUUCUCACGACAACCUCACCGAUGACUUCAAGAAUGCUACCCUCGCAGCACGGUCGAGGCCCACGUCGCGUCACGAUCUCGAGUGCAGGCCCGACGGCUGGGACGACGGCAAAAAGGGGGACCUCGAACGUGCGGUCGAGUACAUCCGCAACGAGAGGCCAAAGGGCAAGAAGGACAAGGUGCCGAGCCUCCCAGGCGAGAGCGGCCAGACUGCAGCCUGCGUGGGCCAUACCAAGAUCAAGUGGUUGAACGACAACAAGGGCGAAUUCGAGUUGCCGUCGUGGGAUAAUGUCGCCGAUGGUGCAGAGGUUAUCAAACAUUAUUGUAUGGAGGGCAAGGGCAUCUCAGGAGAGCUUAACCAUGGCGACCACUGGAGGGUUCAGGUCUAUUGGGAGGAUUGCUACAUGCAGCCUGGCUCUGACUGGUAGUGUUAUUCUCGCUGCUAGGUUUCC